Paralichthys olivaceus (Japanese flounder) is the source of this 2704-nucleotide messenger RNA. The record is from RefSeq and is a predicted model, not a curated record. Lineage: Eukaryota; Metazoa; Chordata; Actinopteri; Pleuronectiformes; Paralichthyidae.
CGAAGAGAAGAGUUUGGAGGAGCAACUUCGAGAAGACGAGGAAAAAGGUCUGCGAUGGACAAUCAGAACAUUCCGAUCACUGAUGUGGAUGUGAGAAGUCAUGAAAACAACUUGGCUCACCGCACCAGGGAGAUUGAUCGGGAGCGCUUGAUCGUCCGCAGGGGUCAACCCUUCUCCAUAUCUCUGCAGUGCUGCGACUCGCUGACCCGGAAUCACCAUCUGGAACUGUCCCUGCACCUCGGUAAGAAAGAUGAGGUGGUGAUCAAGGUGCACAAUGAGCCUGAGGCUGGAGGCAAGUGGUGGUUUAACCAUCAGAAAGUGCAGGAUGAAAUUCUGCUGACUCUACACAGUCCAGCGGACGCCAUCAUUGGCGAGUACCACCUGACUGUGUUGAUCAAGUCACCGGAUGGACACUUUGUGAAGAAGACUAAGAACAUUGGAUUCCACCUGCUCUUUAACCCCUGGUGCAAAGGUGAGAGCUCACUGAUAAUAAUCACCAGAGUAAUUAUACAUUCAUAUACUGCAUUUUAUGUUGAAUUUUCUUUUGUGUGUCUCUCUCAGUUUGAGGACUAUGUGAUGGACAUCUGUUUUCAAGUUCUGGACAACUCCAAGGAAGCCCUGAAGAAUUCAAAGAUGGACAUUGAGAAGAGAUCUGACCCUGUCUAUGUCAGCAGGAUGAUCACUGCGAUGGUGAACUCUAACGGUGACAGGGGUGUGCUGACUGGUCAGUGGCACGAGCCAUACACUGGCGGGUUCUCACCACUUCGAUGGACCGGCAGCGUGCCCAUCCUCCGGAAGUGGAGCAAGGCCGAGGUCAGGGCGGUCAAAUAUGGCCAGUGCUGGGUGUUUGCUGCUGUCGCCUGCACAGUGCUGCGUUGUCUGGGAAUCCCAACACGCAACAUCACUAACUUCAAUUCAGCACAUGAUGUCGAUGGAAACCUCUCCGUCGACAUCGUGUUGAACAAAGAAAUGGAGAGCGCUGGCAAGAAGGACAGUAGCUGGAACUUCCACUGUUGGAUUGAGUCCUGGAUGAGGAGAGACGACCUCUCUAAAGGAAAUGACGGCUGGCAAGUUUUGGACCCCACCCCUCAAGAACUGAGUGAUGGUGAGUAUUGCUGCGGCCCGUGUCCAGUCACCGCCAUCAAGGAGGGAAAUCUGAGUGUGAAGUACGACGCUCCGUUUAUCUUCGCUGAGGUGAACGCUGACAUCAUCUACUGGAUGGCUGGACCAGGAGGCGAACGGAAGAAGAUCGAUGUGGACCAGAGUGGUGUGGGGAAGAACAUCAGCACCAAAAGUCUUUAUGGCGACUACAGGGAGGAUGUCACUCUGCACUACAAAUACCCCGAAGGCUCCAAGAAGGAGAGAGAGGUGUACCAGAAGGCCGGACACCGAAUCAAAGAGCAGAUCUGUGAAAACAAAGGUCCACAACAACUGCAGCUGUCAGUCAAGCACGGGAAACCUGUAUUUGGCACUGACUUCGAUGUGAUAGUUGAGGUGAAGAAUGAAGGACAGAAAGACACCAGUCCACAGCUGCUAAUUGUGGUCAUGGCCAUAACCUACAAUUCCAUCAAUCAAGGGGAGUGUCAGAGGAAGGCGACCAUAGUGACCGUGCCGGCUCGCAAAACCCACAAGGAAGUGCUGCGUCUGCGCUACGACGACUAUGUCAAAUGUGUCUCUGAGCACCAUCUGAUCAGGGUGAAAGCGCUCAUGGAGGUUCCAGGGGACAACAAACCCGUCAUGAGUGUGGCCAACAUUCCACUAAGCAUGCCUGAGCUCCUGGUAGAGGUACCUGGGAGCAUCAUUGUUCAGGAGAAGGUGACAGCCUUCAUCUCCUUCACAAAUCCUCUAACUGUCCCACUGAAGCGUGGCAUGUUCACCGUGGAGGGGUCCGGACUACUGUCUGCCUCUGAGAUCUAUGUGAAAGGGGACAUUGCUCCAGGCCAGAAGGUUUCUGUCAAGAUCACCUUCACGCCCAUGAGGGUCGGGGUGAGGAAGCUCCUGGUGGACUUUGACUCUGACAGGCUGAAGGAUGUGAAAGGAGUCACGACAGUGGUCGUCCGCAAGAAAUCCUGUUUUAUUAGGUGUCCUUAAAAACAGACGGACACAUAUUAAAGUGUGAGAUAACCUGAGAGGUGUAACUCCCCUGUUGAAGAAAUGAUGAACACAAAAUAAACAAAAGGAUUAGGUCAAUAGUGAUGUUCUAAAAGUGACGCGUGAAGGCAGAUUAAUUACUGAUCUUCCUGGAUAAACAUGUCAAAAUCCAUUUGUCAAAUACUAGAUUCAUUUAAAGUUACCAUAUAUUUCAGCAUUUCUGACUUUGCAUCAUGUCUGACACUCGAUGUCCACAUGGAAAUAUAACAAACAGCAGGUGACAUGUUGUCCAUGUGACAAAUAUGUAAACAUUUUUUACUUUCUUAUAUUCCUUCUUGGGGCCAUUGGUUUUUGUCUUUUUAUCCUCAGACUGCAUUAAAUGAAAAUUAUCAGGGACUCAGUCAUGAGGUUCAGGCUUAAAACAUCGAUCUAUGUACGUGUCUUUUCUGAAAAAGAUCUAAAUCUGAUGCUUGUUCUGUUUCUUCAUUACCUGAUUUACACUAUGUUAGCCCACAUAUGAUGAAAAGAUUGUUUUAUGUAAUCUAAGUAUGCAUUAAUUUUCAUAAUGAAUUGGUGUGUUCAUGCUGAUGGGAAACUAUGCUUUCAAUAAAGA